Messenger RNA from Phalaenopsis equestris, 1725 nucleotides. RefSeq names its product diacylglycerol kinase 3-like. Lineage: Eukaryota; Viridiplantae; Streptophyta; Magnoliopsida; Asparagales; Orchidaceae. The record is from RefSeq and is a predicted model, not a curated record. Gene Ontology annotation, molecular function: ATP-dependent diacylglycerol kinase activity. Bases 109 to 1563 code for a protein of 484 amino acids. The transcript has 12 exons.
CUUUCCUUUCCCACAACCGCUUCGUUCCGGUUUCCAUCUCACUGCGAAGCCGAGAAGCAGAGCAAAGAAUACGCACAGAGAGAGAGAGAGAGAGAGAGAGAGAGAGAGAUGGGGGAGAGGACAGCGCCAGCAGAGAUGGUGGAGACGAGAGUGGCGACGAGGUCUUCGAUACUGGAUGCAUUGAAGGGUUUAGGAGGGGCGGCAGCGGGGACGCGGGUGGAUAAGGAAGAGCUGAGGAGGAGGAUCUUGAUCCCAGCGGACCUGGCGGCGUCGAUGCGGGAAGCUAUCAAGUUUAGGGAGCCGGGUGUUGCGGCAAGGAAGUAUGCCGAUGCGGCUGCUCAGAGGGGGGUGGUGGAGCCGCCGGAGGCGCCUGUGGUGGUCUUUGUGAACUCGCGAAGUGGGGGGCGACAUGGGCCGGAACUCAUGGCUAGGCUGCAGGAGCUCAUGGGAGAAAACCAGGUUUUUGAUCUAUCUGAAGUAAAACCCUCGGAUUUCGUGCAUUACUUGUUGCUGUGCCUGGAGAGGUUGGCGGAAUCUGGUGAUGUAGUUGCUAAAGUCACUCGAGAGCGGUUGAGGGUUAUGGUCGCCGGAGGUGACGGUACAGUAGGUUGGGUAUUAGGAUGUCUCGGAGAGCUUCAUGCUCAAAACAGAGAGCCAGUUCCUCCGACAGCUAUUAUUCCGCUUGGUACGGGAAACGAUCUUUCUAGGAGCUUUGGUUGGGGCGGCGCAUUUCCAUUCGCCUGGAGAUCUGCUGUAAAACGUGCGCUUCUUAAGGCAACCAACGGUCCUGUUUGCCGUUUGGAUAGUUGGCAUGUUACAGUCACAAUGCCUGAAGCAGAAAAAAUAGAAUUGCCUCACUCUCUUAAGCAUAGAGAGCAACCCAACUUCAGUCAGGAGUUUGAUAUUGGUGGUAAUUUUCCGGAAAGGGUUUCAUGCUUUGAAGGGGUCUUCUAUAACUAUUUUAGUAUUGGAAUGGAUGCUCAAGUUGCUUAUGGAUUCCAUCAUCUACGUGACAAAAAUCCACAUCUUGCACGAGGUCCAAUUUCAAAUAAGCUAAUCUACGGUGGAUAUAGCUGCUCUCAAGGAUGGUUCUUUACACCCUGCACAACUGAUCCUAGCCUAAGGGGACUGAGGAAUAUACUACGCAUUUUUGUAAAAAAGGUAAAUUGUUCAGAAUGGGAGCCAAUUGAAGUUCCCAGAAGUGUUAGGUCGAUAGUUUGUUUAAAUCUUCACAACUACGGAAGUGGACGGAAUCCUUGGGGCCAUCCCAAUCCUGAAUAUCUUGAGAAGAGAGGUUUUGUUGAGGCCCAUUUGGAUGAUGGCUUGCUUGAAAUCUUUGGCCUCAAGGAAGGUUGGCAUGCUUCAGUCGUGAUGGUUGAGCUUAUAACUGCAAAGCACAUAGCUCAGGCUGCUGCAAUCAGGCUGGAAGUCAGAGGCGGUGAAUGGAGAAGAGCGUACAUGCAGAUGGACGGAGAGCCAUGGAAGCAGCCUCUCGAUGGUGAAUACUCAACGAUAGUUGACAUAAAGAGAGUGCCUUAUCAGUCACUCAUGAUUUCAGGGUAAUUGUAACUGUUAUUCGCUAGUUCAUAAUCUAUGUGAGAAGGCUUCUAUAUUCUUCUCAAUGAAAAAAAAAAAAAAUUAAAAAGAUGUGUUGUAGAGCAUAGAGUAUAUUAUGAUCCUUUUUUGUUUACCAUGUAUUUUUAUGGAUCAAUGUGCCUUGUAUGA